Sarcophilus harrisii (Tasmanian devil) is the source of this 3588-nucleotide messenger RNA. RefSeq names its product NIMA related kinase 11 (gene NEK11). The transcript is spliced from 15 exons. NCBI's taxonomy places the organism in Eukaryota, Metazoa, Chordata, Mammalia, Dasyuromorphia, Dasyuridae. Gene Ontology annotation, molecular function: protein kinase activity; ATP binding. Gene Ontology annotation, biological process: protein phosphorylation. The record is from RefSeq and is a predicted model, not a curated record.
GCCGGCCGCGCCCGCGGCGUCCUCCCAGCCGCCGCGGGCGCUUCAUUAAUCGGGCGCUGGCGAAAGCGCGCGCGCGGCCCUCGGUCCCCGAGCCGGAAGCUUCGCGAUGCAGUGUUUCCCGGGGCUUACCCAGUCCGAAACGCGUGGGGCUUCAGUGACGCUUGGAGGGGGGGGCGGGGGUGUCCGGACGAGACCCGCUCCCGCGGCCGCGCGCGAAGGCGCACGGCCCCCGGAGUAAUGGAGACAAGCCGGGGGCGGCUCGCUUGGGCCCGGACUUCUCGGCUCUGGUUUUCUCGCCCGUAAAUGAGGGUGGGAGAGAAUCACCGUUUACGGAGGCCGUCACCCUUAGAAGUGUGCAAAGCUUUCAGCCCCUCAUUUGGUGGGUAAGGAAACCGGAGCAUGAAGAUGGGUUGGGAUUAGGUCCCCCAGCUAAUCCCGAGAAUUGAAUCCGCGCCUCGGCAAGGGGUGCUUGGACCGUUUGCUUCACUCUGUCUCCGUAUCUCGUGAUGCUCUUUGCUGAGGCUUCUCACCCCAAACCCCCACGGCGUGAAAAAGAAUAAUCGUGGUUGGACAAAGCAGUUUUUUACCCACAAGUAACCCUUUUUUUUUUUUUUUUUUAAAUCAAUGCCAAUAGAAACAUUUUACAACUUUUCUGUCUCCCCAAAGAUAAUUUUUUUAAAGAUGGUGUCACGUAUAGCAGGUCUCUUAGUUACUAUUACGAUAGUACGUGGAGAUUGUUAUUUAUUGGAAAAAUUAAACUUAUUUUUCAUUCUUUGAUGAGGUAAUUGUUGUCCAGAAUGAAUUCCAGAAAUAGGAUGUAAUUGUUGAAUAUAAGUUCGAUCUUCGUUAGGCUGCGGAGUAACACUUCUUCCCCAUCAUCCCGGUCCUUAUUAUCCCUGCGAACGCUAGCUGGUAUAAUGACAACAGAAACCCUAAUUAUAAAUCGAUAGCAGCCAGGGGAGCAACGGUUUGGGAGUGCAGUGGUUGGGAGUCUGUCUCAGAGUCAGGAGCACCUGGAUUCAGGUUCUGCCUUAGAUAACUACUGCCUGAGUGACCCUGUCGAGGUCACUGCACUUCUCAAAGACUAUAGUUGUGCAACAGUUGCACAUUUACAGAGGUAGAGAUGGUUUUUUCACCCGGAAUUCCUAAAAUCCAUGAAAUCAGUAGUGUGACUCUCCUCCGCUUCCCCAGCAGGAACAUUUUGUUCCUUGAUCCUAACUCAUUUGAACACUUGUUCUUUGUGAUCCAAAAAGUGUUUGAAUUCUGAAUGGUAAGAGCAGGUGAAAAUGUAGGUAACUAGAUUAUGUAUAGACAAGAAAGAAAUGAUACAAAACUUGUAGAAUUUUAGCCAAACCAAACCAAAAACAAAAAACCAAACCCUUUCUAGCAGAUCAUCCUCUGCUAGAAUCACCAGAACUCCUCAAGAUAGCAUGGAUGCAGCUCUGAACUCACCAAAGCCUGGCAAGGCAGUGGUGUUCAUAUAUGACAGCCUUGAGUAUUUUGUUAUUUUCGCAUACUGUGUCAAAUCUGACAUGACAUUUUCAUCUUUAAGGAAUUGCUCUGUGGUCACCACUUGGAUGAAUAUGAACAUUCUUAGGAUACCUGAAUUUUCAAUCUCUAUAAAUGAAUAAACAUUCAGUAUAAUUUGGAGUGAUGCUGAGAUUCCAAGAAGCUGCCAAAUGUGUGACUGUAUCAACAGCUGUCUCCACUCCCUCAAAGACUUUGAUUGCAAGACGUUAUGUUCUUCAACAGAAGCUUGGAAGUGGAAGCUUUGGGACAGUUUAUCUGGUUUCAGAUAAGAAAGCAAAACAAGGAGAAGAAUUAAAGGUUUUAAAGGAAAUAUCUGUCGGAGACCUGAAGCCAAAUGAAACAGUUCAGGCAAACUUGGAAGCACAGCUCCUCUCUAAACUUGACCACCCAGCCAUCGUCAAGUUUUAUGCCAGCUUCGUGGAGCAAGAUAACUUCUGCAUCAUCACCGAGUAUUGUGAGGGUCGAGAUCUGGACUAUAAAAUUCAAGAGUACAAAGAAGCUGGGAACACCUUUCCUGAAAACCAGAUAAUAGAAUGGUUUAUUCAGCUGUUACUGGGAGUGGACUACAUGCAUGAAAGGAGAAUACUUCACAGGGACCUGAAAGCAAAAAACAUUUUUUUGAAAAAUAACCUACUCAAAAUUGGGGAUUUUGGAGUCUCCCGGCUCUUACUGGGAUCAUGUGACCUGGCAACAACUUUCACUGGGACACCAUACUACAUGAGUCCAGAGGCUCUGAAACAUCAAGGCUAUGACACCAAGUCUGACAUUUGGUCACUGGCAUGCAUUCUGUAUGAGCUGUGCUGCAUGAAUCAUGCAUUCACUGGUCACAAUUUCUUAUCCAUUGUUUUAAAAAUCGUUGAAGGUGACACACCUUCUCUUCCUGCUAGAUACCCAGCAGAGCUGAAUUCCAUCAUGCAAAGCAUGUUGAACAAGAGUCCUUCAUUGAGACCGUCAGCAUUAGAAAUUUUAAAAAUCCCUUACAUCGAUGAGCAACUGCAGAGCAUGAUGUGUAAAUAUACCAGCAUGACCGUGGAAGAUAAGAAUUUGAACUGUCAGACAAAAUCAGAUCAUCUCAUUAAUGUCAUGCAAAGAAAGAUCCAUCUACAAACCCUGCGGGAACUGUCUGAAGUACAGAAAAUGACUCCCCGAGAGAGAAUGAGACUAAGGAAGCUCCAUGCAGCUGAUGAGAAAGAAAAGAAGCUGAAGAAGUUGGCUGAAGAAAAAUACGAGGAGAACACCAAGCGAAUGCAAGAAUUGCGAUCCCGGCACCCUCCACCCUCAAGGGCAGACGCUCCAUAUGAAUCUGAUGAACAGGCUUCAGGACAUUUGAUUGCAUCUGAGCCAAGUGGAAAGGAGACCCCAGCAGAGCUGUCCCUGCCUCAUGCUCAGCCAGUGACCUCCUGGGGCUCUGCAGGACAGGAGCCAAGUCAGGAGGCAGCUUCAGACAGUCUAUCUGCGUGUGAACUAGAGAAUCAUGAGAUCCCGGAAGAUCCUUUAGAAGCUGAAGAGUAUUAUGUGGAUGUCUUUGACUCCUGUUCCGAAGCGAGUGAUGAGGAUCAAAUAGAAGAGGUGAUAGAGGAGGAGGAAGAGGAGGAGGAGGUGGAGGAAGAGGAGGAAGAGGAGGUGGAAGAGGAGGUGGAGGAAGAAGUGGCAGAGAGCACUUACAAGACCAGCCAUCAGGACAGUGACCUUGAGGCAUUGGUCAAGUGUUUGGAAAACGUCCUGGCAUGCAGUUCCCUAGGUACGAGGACUGUCACCAGAUCAGCUCUAGUCUUGCCCCAGGGACCAAGCCCUCUCAACAACACUGUGUCUGAAACCAAGAUCAAACUGAUGAGAGAAUCGGCCAUUCAGAAGCUGGGCCUGGAAGUGUUUGAGACAGUCUACAGCUACCUCAAGAAGGCCAGGAGACAGAAUGCCGGCGAAGAGGAGAUCAGGCAGUCCCUGGAAAAAGUGGUGCCGCGAGCCAGCGACUGUUUUGAAGUGGAUCAGCUCAUCUACUUCGAGGAGCAGUUGUGUAAGACUACAAGGGAAGAUUCUGAGCUCUAGAACCAUUUUUAA